Alosa alosa (allis shad) is the source of this 1056-nucleotide messenger RNA. RefSeq names its product KIAA1143 ortholog. The record is from RefSeq and is a predicted model, not a curated record. Bases 89 to 568 code for a protein of 159 amino acids. NCBI's taxonomy places the organism in Eukaryota, Metazoa, Chordata, Actinopteri, Clupeiformes, Clupeidae. The transcript has 4 exons.
UCUCGAAAUGUAGGCGACAUCCUGAUAGCAAACAACCAACGGCAACAAUCCUCGCUGGUUUUGGUAUUUGCUCCAUAUCUUUUGUAAAAUGAGCAAAAAGGGGCAAAAGGGUAAUGUUUCAUGGGUAAAGCCAGCAGAGCCAUCCUUUCUCAAGAAAUUCAAAAGUGAUGUCGGGUAUAAGGAAGGGCCAACGGUCGACACGAAGCGACAAGAAAUGCCCCAGCUCGAUGAUGAUAGCGGUGAUAGUGAUCGGGAGGACGAGUUACCACAAAUUGUUGUUCUCAAGAAAGGCGAUCUGAGUGCUGAUGAAGUGCAGCACAUGAAGAAAGAGAAGGGUUCCACAAAGGACGAUGAACCUCCUUCAGAUGGCAAGAUCGUGUUUAAGAAGCCUGCAAAGCGCUCAUCCUCAGAUAAGUUCCAGGGUAUCUCUGCCAGUUCCAGCAAGAAGAAGAAGAAGAAGCACGACGACGAGGACGAAGAAGACAAGAGCGAGUCGAAAUCAGGGGCGAAAGUGAAAAACAAAAGUUUGCUGUCAUUUGGAGGUGAUGAGGAGGACGACGACGACUGAAAUGACUGCACACUAGCAGCAGGGUCCUCCUGAUCGACAACAUUCAGAUGUCUAAGCAUUCAUGUAGUUCAUUGUGUUUUGUAUGUUGUGAUUUAUUUUCUAAAUUGUUUUAGAUAAUGUAAAUGGUUUCUAUUUGGAGGGACAACCUCUGCCCAUCUGGAUGAGUUGUGUGGGGGCUGAAUUUCCUUAAACAAUGUAUAAACAGGUCCAAAGCAUCAUAUACACUGGUGAAACAAUAACUGAACAAGCACAAUGGUAGAUGCUUGCAGAAUGCAACAUGUGAGGGCCAAAGGUUGAUACACUGCCACAAAGGAAAGGCCUCUGCACUUCUCAUUGGAUGUAUACAUAUAGCUUCUACAAAGGAGCUGUUUUUUUAAAACAUGUUUUAUGAUUAUCAAUGUAUUUGCCAUCCCAAGAUUUGGGAUAGAAUGGGUUACCUGCUGGGGGGGGGUUAAAUGUCAAAAAUAAUUAAAAGAAUAAGACCUAAA